GUUAAUAUAGAUUAAUGGAACACUACAGGAAGAUAGAAUUAAAGGGAAAAGGUAGUUAUGGUCAAGCGAUAUUGGUUUAAAAUAAAUAGGAUAGAAAGUUCUACAUUAUGAAGGUAAUUAAAUGACUAUAAUAGAUAAUAGAUGCAUCCAAGUUUGAUAUCAAAGAAAAAGAAAAUGCACUCAAUGAAAUAGAUGUACUGAAAAAUUUACAUCAUCCAUGCAUAAUUGAAUACAGGGAAUCUUUUGUUGAUAAAAAGUAUGUUCAUUUACCUAAGUUAGUAAAUAUUUAUGUAUUGUGAUGGAUUAUGCAGAAGAAGGAACACUGCAUCAAAGACUUGAAUAACAAAAAUAAAAGCAGGAGUAUUUGAAAGAGACUUAAAUUAUAGAAUGGUUCACAUAAAUUUGCUUGGCUGUCAAAUAUAUUCAUGAUAGACGAAUCAUUCAUCGAGAUAUCAAAACACAAAAUAUUUUUAUUUCAAAAGGAGAAAUAAAACUAGGUGACUUUGGAAUUGCUAAAUCGCUUAUUAAUUCGGAGGAUCUCUGCUAAACUGCCAUUGGAACUCCAUAUUAUAUCAGUCCAGAAGUGUGUUAAAGAAUCCCGUAUGAUUAUAAAUCAGAUAUCUGGAGUCUAGGUUGCAUGUUAUAUGAGAUGAUGGCAUUAAAACAUGCAUUUGAUUCUAAAAGUAUUAUGUUUCCAUAAAUAAAGCAAUGGAGGGAUUAUUCUUGAAAAUUAUCAGUGGAAAAUAUUAGCCUAUGCCCAUCAAUUAUUCCUAAGAGCUCAUCCAAUUGCUAAAAGAUAUUCUAAAUACGGAUCCUUAGAAGAGACUCAAUAUCAAUUAGAUAUUAGACUAUAGAAUAAUUAGAAAAUCUAAAAACGAAUUUGUGCAAAGAAAAACUUAAAAUCUACAAAAGAUACAAUUUAUUUCUGGAUAAGUUAAGAAAAUUGAAAUUCUUUCUGGUAGAAUUAAGCAAUAUGAGAGUGAGUAAAAAGAUUAUGGAGAAUCACUUGCAGAUUAAAUUGAGAAAAUGAGAAUGGAGCUUGAAGAAUAAUUAGGAGUUGAAAAAUUUAUCUUAAUUUACAACUCUUUAGUAUUUUAUUUUAUGAUAAUUAGAUUAGAAAAAUGAGGAAGAUCCUUCCAAUUUUAGUAAUUAGAUUAUAAUAGAUAAAAUCACCUAGCUUCUCUAGUUAGAACAAUUAAUAUUUUGAUAUUUUUCUAUAUAUAUUAAUUAUACUUAUUUUCUUUUUCUUAUUAAUCAAUUCCUAGUCCUAUUUCACUAUAUUUUGA
This is a messenger RNA of Paramecium octaurelia, 1286 nucleotides long. Lineage: Eukaryota; Ciliophora; Oligohymenophorea; Peniculida; Parameciidae. The record is from the annotation of a GenBank genome assembly.